AUGCUGAAUAAAGAGGCUGGUUGGCACGAGUUGAAUGUGAUCUUGUCCGACGCCUCUGUUCCCGGCGAAGAAGAGCACAAGAUCAUCGACUACAUCCGAAAACAGCGUAACACGCCAACCCACGAUCCCAACACGCACCACUGUAUUUGGGGCGCCGAUGCUGAUUUGAUCAUGUUGGGUUUGGCUACGCACGAGCCCAAUUUCACUAUUGUUAGAGAGGAGUUUGUUUACGGAAAACCGAAGCCCUGUACGCUCUGUGGACAAUGUAGCCACGAGCUGAUCGACUGCCAAGGUCUUCCAGAAGGAGCGGAAGACAAAGAGCCGCCUGUUUUCUCCAAGGGAAAUUAUAUCUUCAUCAGAAUCGCAACAGUUCGCGAGUGGAUAGCCCAACUGCUUCAAAUUCUUAAUAUUCCUAUUCCCUGGGACUUGGAGAAUAUCAUAGAUGAUUGGAUUCUAUUAUGUUUCUUCGUUGGCAACGAUUUCUUGCCUCACUUGCCCUCGUGGGAGAUCAGAGAGGGAGCGAUCGACAAACUUGUUGGAAUCUACAAACGAACUGUUUGCGAAAUGAAGUCCUACAUGACGAGAGACGGUACUGUGAAUCUCAAGGCGGUAGAAUUCGUCAUGAGAAGUAUCGGUCGAAUGGAAGACGCGAUUUUCAGAGACGAACGGAGGAAGAAUCAAGGCAGAAACAAGCGCUUGAACAGAAAUCAAGGUCAUGAAACAUCUGUCGCGAAAUCAGGAGUGAUGGAGCCGAAAAUGGUGAACCAACAUCAACGACAAGCGAAAGCGCAUGAUCUGAAUAAAACUGCACGUCAGAUUCGACAGGAAGCUACCGAGGCGAGACUUACUGCAGCCAAACUCGAGGAUCAGGAUACGGAGCAAAUUACUCUCAGCGCACUUGCGUAA
Oikopleura dioica is the source of this 906-nucleotide messenger RNA. The record is from the annotation of a GenBank genome assembly. Lineage: Eukaryota; Metazoa; Chordata; Appendicularia; Copelata; Oikopleuridae.